Molecule: messenger RNA, 1096 nt
Organism: Daphnia carinata
Lineage: Eukaryota; Metazoa; Arthropoda; Branchiopoda; Diplostraca; Daphniidae
Gene: Clp
Product: cleavage and polyadenylation specificity factor subunit 4-like
Exons: 9
Coding region: 129-962 (277 amino acids)
Molecular function (GO): RNA binding; zinc ion binding
Source: RefSeq, a predicted model, not a curated record
UACCUCUACAGUUUGUUAUUAAAACAAAAUAAGCAAGGGAAUCUAGGGUGCUAGGGAUACGUGUUUCGGCUUCCGCGUGUAAAUUAUUUUUGUUAGAGCAAGUGUUGGACCACAAACUUGGUAAACAAAUGGGUACCAUGGAUAGCGCAAUUGCGCCUAUUGCCAAUAUAAAGUUUGAUAUCGAAGUUGCUUUAGAGCAACAGCUUGGAGCCCAAAAUUUACCAUUUCCUGGGAUGGACAAAUCAACUGCAAUGGUGUGUACCCUUUUCACUAAAGGUCAAUGCCAAAGAGGGAGUUUUUGUCCAUACAGACACCUAAGAGCAGAUAGGACAAUUGUGUGCAAGCAUUGGCUACGUGGUUUGUGCAAAAAGGGAGAUCAAUGUGAAUUUCUCCAUGAAUUUGACAUGGCUAAGAUGCCUGAAUGCUAUUUUUAUGCAAGAUUCAGUGCUUGCCAUAACAAAGAAUGCCCUUUUCUGCAUAUUGACCCAGAAACAAAGAUCAAAGAUUGCCCAUGGUAUGACAGAGGUUUCUGUCGCCAUGGCCCAACGUGCCGCCACCGUCACGUUCGACGUGUACUAUGCAUGAACUACACUGCGGGAUUCUGUCCCGAUGGCCCCGAGUGCAAAUUUGUCCACCCGAGAUUCGAAUUACCUCCUUUACCCGACGACAUUAAGGGUGACAAGAGGAAGAUGCCUCUGGUUUGUCAUUUCUGUGGAGAAGUGGGACACAAAGCUGCACAAUGUCCAAAAAUUCCAUCGGAAUCCAAGGAUAUCUAUCGUACUCCAGCAGAUGCCUCUACGCACGCUAGUAAUGCUUCUCAAGCCCAAAGAGAUCGGACUAAUUUAAGACCCUUGGAUGAAGUCACUUGCUACAGAUGUGGGCUUCGCGGACACUACGCAAAUAGAUGUAACAAAGGACACUUGGCUUUCCUGAGUAAUCAGCCAACAGAGGAAAGAAGUUAACAUAGGAUUACAAUUCAUUUCCAACACUGUCUGUUCAUUCAAUAAAUACAAUUUCGAAAUCUCUAAAAAGAAAAAAAAAGCAGAAAAAAAAUUAUAAGGGAAGUCACAACACUAAUAAAUGAUUUUAGUAAUAA